UCCACAUUAGUUGGCACACACAUAGAAGCAUAUCCGCACAUACAUUCAAGCAGAAAUAAAGACACGCACACACAGACGUACUUCCUCAGACAUCGAUAUUUUCCCAUGCUCGCCAGCACAUUGUGAAAAUGUAACUAUUGCUUGCUGGAUAUAAGUUGAUUUAAUGUGGAGGAAAGAUACAUCCUUUUAUGCCAAAUUUUCACACACAGGAGCACUCGGCAGGCAGUUUGUCUUGAAACCAAAAGAUGGAUUCCAUGAUGACCCAAAGCACGCUAUCCACCGCCAUAAGCUCGAUGAUGACCACAAGCUCUUUACCUGAAAAUCCUGAUGAGUACCACACAGUCCUCCUGGUCAUUUACUCUGUGGUUCUGGUCAUCGGGACCAUCAGCCUUUGCUUGAUGAUGCACAUAAUGAAGUCCAGCUCGACAUCCAUCACUUCCAUUGCUGUACUCAACCUCAUCUUCACCCACUUCAUCUUCCUUCUCACUGUGCCCUUCAGGAUUUACUAUUACGCAACUCAUCACUGGAGCCUGGGCCACGGGUGGUGUAAAACGGUCAGUGGCAUGAUUCACAUCCACAUGUACAUGUCUUUCAUCUUCUAUGUGAUCAUCCUCAUCACACGCCUUAUGAUGUUCUACCACAAAGUUGAGCGGGUGGCCUCCCUCCAGAAGAUUCAUGCACUCGUUGUCAGUGCUCUGGUGUGGGUGGUGGUGCUUGUCAUGGUCCCUUGCAUAAUGCAUUUUGCCUAUGGAAAAAACGCAAAAAAUCAGAAGAUGGACAACAGUACCACAAUCUGCUUCAAGUUUGGCAGCCACAUAGGGUCUGUUGGCAAGGUGUUUAACUACAUCAUAAGCACAGUCAUUAUAGUGGUGGCCACAGUACUGACAGCCCUCCAAGCCAAUGCCCUACGGGUUUUAUACAGGAAGCACCGGCAGGGAUGCACCUCUCAGCAGGACUUUGGGGCUCAGCUGAAGAGUCUCUGCUUUGCUCUCAUUAUGGUUGUCUGCUUCAUUCCCUACCACAUGUUCCGGCUGAAUUACUUAGAACACGUCGAUCUGCAGAUUAUCAAUGAGGUGUUUCUGAGUCUGACCACUUUUAACUGUUUGGACGUGCUCACCUUCUUGGGGAGGACAACCUGUUACAUGUGCUUACCGGGAAAGGCUAUUUGACAACUGUUGGUUGGAUGUGUGUUUGGGGUUUCCUGAUACUGUAAUUGCUUUAUUGUGUAACUUUGUUUUACUUUAAUGUUCUUUGUUGCCAUAUUAAUUAUUAAUAUUUGUGUAUUGCUGAUGUGCAUUUCAAUAAAAGCAGUGUUUACCAGUUAUUUAAAAGCACAUACAAGCAAUCAUUAAAACAGAUGAACUGGAAUUAAGUAAAAAAGAAAAUUGAUGAAACAUAUACAAAAAUAAUAUUCACUUAAUGACAGCCCUUUUGUUGUCAUCCCCAUUGAUUUUGUUUCGAUGAUCUUCAAAACCAGAUAGACUAGCUAGCUCCCAUCUUAUCUCUGUCAGAUGUGCCAUGCUUUGCUUCCUACGACUGCUGUGUCAACUGCAGCUUUUUGUGAUGUGACUUAAUAAACUGUUUGGUUUUGUAAAUUAUUUUAUUAUUAUUUGCAAUUAUUUGAUAGUUGAAAGUGCAAUGAGAGAAACAUAACUUGGAGAGGGAGAGAGGUAUGACAUGCAGUAAAGGUUGUGGUAUCUUAACCAGUAGGCUACCAUGUUGUGAAAAUAUUGAAAGAAUUAUCAUGACUGGAAACUGUGCUUUGCUUUUGACUCAACAUGAACACUCUCUUGCCAUCUGCUGGUCAUUGUAUAUACUACACAGGCUUCAAGUUUGACAUUUGUAAUGCUAGAUUACACCAAUGGUCUUUAAAUUCCCUAAUUCUCUAUGCAAAUAGUGAAUUCAUGUGAAAGGCAUGUGAGUGGAAAGGAAAAAUAAAUGCAUUACACUUUCUUUGCCAACACUUAACCCGUGUGUACAUAGCUGGAGUGAAAUAAAUAAAAUUGUUACUUUUUCUUCAUUAUUGUGUG
Anarrhichthys ocellatus (wolf-eel) is the source of this 2030-nucleotide messenger RNA. RefSeq names its product G protein-coupled receptor 141 (gene gpr141). The record is from RefSeq and is a predicted model, not a curated record. Gene Ontology annotation, cellular component: membrane. Gene Ontology annotation, molecular function: oxysterol binding; G protein-coupled receptor activity. Bases 246 to 1169 code for a protein of 307 amino acids. Gene Ontology annotation, biological process: G protein-coupled receptor signaling pathway. Lineage: Eukaryota; Metazoa; Chordata; Actinopteri; Perciformes; Anarhichadidae. The transcript has 2 exons.